Cyprinodon tularosa is the source of this 1574-nucleotide messenger RNA. It is a transcript of the gene atat1, whose product is annotated as alpha tubulin acetyltransferase 1. Gene Ontology annotation, molecular function: tubulin N-acetyltransferase activity. Lineage: Eukaryota; Metazoa; Chordata; Actinopteri; Cyprinodontiformes; Cyprinodontidae. Gene Ontology annotation, biological process: alpha-tubulin acetylation. The transcript is spliced from 12 exons. Bases 260 to 1507 code for a protein of 415 amino acids. The record is from RefSeq and is a predicted model, not a curated record. Gene Ontology annotation, cellular component: microtubule.
ACGGUAAUACCGGGAAUGACGCUGCGUCUCAGCUGAACAAUGGAGCAUCGAUAGAAAUGAGCUCCUCUCAUCCAACAGGAGCAUCUGGUCGGUGUCAACAGCAGACAUAGCGGCGUUAGAGAGCUGCGGUGCUGCUGGUCUAACCGGAGGAAUAAACCGGUCAGUGUUUAGCCAGUUAGCGAAGCUGCAGCCAUCGCUCCGGUGUUUCUAGCUAACCUCCUUCAGGGUGAGGAGAGCUGAGCUACCAGCGGUCUGCACCAUGGAGUUCCCCUUUGACAUUAACCACAUCUUCUCAGACAGGAUCUCCAUCCUGGAUCACACUCUGGUUGCAAGUCGCCAAUCAGCAGUGAGGACUGAUCUUCAGGACCAAAUUGCAGCUGUUGUUGAUGAGCUUGGGAGAGCCUCAGCAAAGGCGCAGCAGCUCCCAGCACCUAUAACCAGUGCCUCCAAACUGCAGUCCCAGAAGCACCAGCUGUACCUGAUGAAGGACGGAGAGAGCAACCGAGGGCGUGGUCUGGUUGUUGGAUUUCUGAAGGUCGGCUACAAGAAGCUGUUUCUGCUGGAUCGAAAUGGUGUGCACGUUGAAGCAGAGCCGCUGUGUGUUUUGGAUUUCUACGUUGCAGAAACGCUACAGAGACAUGGCUAUGGGCUGGAGCUGUUCAAUUACAUGCUGCAGCAUCAGAAUGUGGAGCCGGAGCUGCUGGCCUACGACAGACCCUCCAACAAACUGCUGGCGUUCUUGGCUAAGCAUUACGGCCUGGUGCGGAGCGUCCCUCAGGUCAAUAAUUUUGUUGCGUUCGAGGGCUUCUUCCACAGAAGAUCAGUGGCCCAGUUGAGGCGCGUUAAGAAGCCUGAUGGAGAAAUCAAGCCUUAUUCUUUAAUGGAAAGAGAAGUGGUUCGCCAAGAGCAGAGGACUCUUCCUUGGCCGUUCGCUGCUCCUCAGUCCCCUCAGCGAUCAGCAUCUUCCCAGUGCUCCUCCAGUGUGGGAUCGUCUCCCAGCAGGGCGCCUCCUGGUGUCACACAUUCAUCUUUCCGUGGAGACAACAGGGAGCAGAGUCCACAUUCACCUCUCAUCGACUCCUGCAGGACAAGGCAUAGCAACCCAAAGGCUCUGGUUGCCAGAUCAAGCCUGUACAGUCGCCACAUGGACCUCAGAGCUGCAGGACUGUUGGACAGAAACCUUUCAGGUCCUGGUCUGAUGGGAGACCCGCUGUGUUCUCUGGGCAGCCAAUCGGAGCGCAGGUCGCAGCCGGCUCCUCGUCUGCCUCAAAGUGAUGACAUUUGCAUCCUGACAUCCACAGAAGGGCAUCUGGAGUCCCAGGAACCUGCAGAGAAGUCCUGCAUGUUGGUCAGUAAACAAAACGUGUGCAGAGGAGACCAGAAACCUCUGAAAGAGACAGAAAACGGCAGAAAAGCGCCGGAUUGGUCCUGGACUGUGGGAGGGAGCUGCUCCGCUGCACGCUGGGUGAAGCAGAAGCAGGAAUACAGGAGCACCCGUCCCUGGUGACCAGGAGCCCCUUCAUCUAACUCUGUCCAUCAUGAUCAUCCCAGCAGCUGGGUCUGGUCAGCCACAG